Molecule: messenger RNA, 2550 nt
Organism: Beta vulgaris subsp. vulgaris (sugar beet)
Lineage: Eukaryota; Viridiplantae; Streptophyta; Magnoliopsida; Caryophyllales; Amaranthaceae
Product: nucleolar GTP-binding protein 1
Exons: 2
Coding region: 342-2369 (675 amino acids)
Biological process (GO): ribosomal large subunit biogenesis
Cellular component (GO): nucleolus
Molecular function (GO): GTP binding; RNA binding; GTPase activity
Source: RefSeq, a predicted model, not a curated record
ACACGCGCAAAUUCAAUUUCUUUAGCAAAAAUUAUUAAAAGAGAUGGUCUAAUUUUAAUAUAAAAGUAGACCUAGUUACUAAAUGGAUUAAAUUAGUCAUCGGAAGAAACUAACCUAAUUACUAUUGGGCUAAUUUUCUUUUUAAUAUUGGGCUUAUCAUUGCCUAUUUUUAAUUUUAAAGUAGUCAGUCUUUUACACGACAAACUCUUUCUUUAGAACCCUAGAACCACUUCACUAAAAAAAAAAAAAAAAAAAACCUUCAGAACCUCUCAUACGCAAAUUAGUCGCUCAUACGCUAAUUCCAAAGCUCGAAUUGCAGGGUUGAUAACUACAUUGUAAAGAUGGUGCAGUAUAACCUUAAAAAAAUAACUGUUGUUCCCAAUGGGAAGGAAAUGAUAGACAUAGUACUAUCUCGAACUCAACGACAAACCCCAACAGUUGUUCAUAAAGGUUAUGCAAUCUCUCGCCUUUGGCAGUUUUAUAUGAGGAAAGUGAAAUAUACACAGCAGAAUUAUCAGGAGAAGCUGUCAGCCAUUAUUGAUGAGUUCCCUAGGCUUGACGAUAUCCACCCCUUUUAUGGUGAUCUCCUUCAUGUUCUCUACAACAAGGAUCAUUACAAACUUGCCCUUGGGCAAGUAAAUACUGCAAGAAAUUUGAUUUCAAAGAUUGCCAAGGAUUAUGUUAAGCUGUUGAAGUAUGGUGAUUCGCUAUACAGAUGUAAGUGUCUUAAGGUUGCUGCUCUUGGUCGAAUGUGCACAGUGAUUAAGCGAAUCAGCCCGAGUUUGGCUUAUCUUGAGCAAGUUAGGCAACACAUGGCUAGGUUGCCUUCCAUCGAUCCAAAUACAAGAACUAUAUUGAUAUGUGGUUAUCCUAAUGUUGGGAAGAGCUCAUUCAUGAACAAGAUCACUAGGGCUGAUGUAGAAGUGCAGCCCUAUGCAUUUACAACGAAGUCUCUCUUUGUGGGUCAUACCAAUUAUAAGUAUUUGAGGUAUCAAGUGAUCGAUACCCCAGGGAUUUUGGACCGACCAUUUGAAGAUAGAAAUAUUAUUGAGAUGUGCAGCAUCACUGCUCUGGCUCAUCUACGAGCUGCAGUCCUCUUCUUCUUGGAUAUUUCUGGAUCAUGUGGAUAUACGAUUGCACAACAAGCCGCCCUCUUUCACAGUAUUAAAUCUCUUUUCAUGAAUAAACCAUUGAUCAUAGUGUGUAACAAAACAGAUCUACAGUCAUUUGAUGGUGUUCCUGAGGAAGAUAAGAAACUGGUCAUGGAAAUGAAAUCUGAGGCUCUGAAAACAUUGGUAGGCCAGGGAGGCGAGGCAACUAAUGAAGAGGGAGUACUUCUAACCAUGAGUACUUUGACGGAGGAAGGGGUUAUUGCAGUGAAGAAUGCGGCAUGUGAUAGGUUAUUAGAUCAGAGGGUUGAACUGAAGAUGAAGUCUAAGAAGAUAAAUGACUGUUUGAACCGCUUCCAUGUUGCAAUGCCAAAUCCCCGAGACCAUAAGGAAAGACCACCUUGCAUACCUCCAGGGGUUCUCGAAGCCAUGGCUAAGGAAGUAGUGGAUAAGGCAGAGAAAGAAAAGAGGAUAACUGAAAGGGAUCUGGAGGAUGAGAAUGGUGGUGCCGGUGUUUACUCUGCUAGCUUGAAGAAGCAUUACAUCUUAGCAGAUGAUGAAUGGAAGGAGGAUAUUAUGCCUGAAUUUCUUGAUGGGCACAAUGUUUACGACUUUGUUGAUCCUGAUAUACUGCACAGGCUUGAAGAAUUGGAUGAAGAAGGGAUACGUCUUGCAGAUGAGGCUGAAGAAGAGUUUGAGAUGGAUGGCGAACAAUUAACACCAGCAGAGAGAGAAGCACUGGCAGAAAUCAGGAGAAAGAAAAGCAUGCUCAUCCAAGAACACAGGAUGAAGAAGACUGUUGGAGGUAACAGACCUAUUGUACCAAGGAAGUUUGAUAAAGAUAAGAAGUUUACAUCUGAGAGGAUGGGUAGGCAGUUAACAAAAUUGGGUCUAGACCCAUCUGCAGCCAUCGAUAGAGCUCGCAGCAAAUCAAGGGGUCGAAAGAGGCUGCGGUCACCUGAAGUGGGAGAAGGUGAUGCCAUGGAUAUGGAUGGCGCGCAAUUAAACAAGAAACUACGAGCUAUGUCUCGAUCUAGGUCCAAGUCUAGGUCAAAAUCACGGCCACCAAACGAAGUCGUUCCAGGGGAAGGAUUAAAGGACUCUGCCCAAAAAGGUAAAGCUAUUCAUCUUGCUAAGAGAUCUUCCAAGAAGAGGAACAAGAAUGCACACAAGGGAGAAGGAGACAGAGUCAUUCCUACUCUGAAACCUAAACAUUUAUACUCUGGGAAGCGAUCCACUGGUAAAACCGACCGGCGUUAAGUCGUUUCAGGUCUUUGCUAAGUUCCAAUUUUGGUCUGUUUAUCACCUAAAAUUCAGGUUUUUUGUGCUAUUUUAUUUUAUUUGAAUGCGUAUCACAAAUAUUUUACAUCAAUGCACUUUAGUGUAUCAACCCAGAUUAGCUGUUGCCAAAAAAAAAACCCCAGAUUACCAUUUGGCUUCA